AUGACCCUGGGCCCCAGGAUGACUAUGCAUACAGUAUUACAGAAGGAGAACACUCAGAAAUUCACCGUACAAGUAGCAAGAGUAGACCUUAAGAUGUUAAUAGACUCCGGGGCAAACAGUAACAUUAUUGACGAGGGGACAUGGGAACAGCUAAAGGCGAUGGGAGUGAAAUGUGAAUCACAAGCUGCUACCUCAGACAAGAAUCUGUACCCAUAUGCGUCUAGUCAGCCACUGCCGGUUAAGAGUAGUUUUAAGUGUACCGUGAGUGUUCGUGAUAAAUCCACCAAAACUGAGCUCUUGGUAAUAAAGAUAGAGGGAUAUCACCGCUUGGAAAGAUAA
Molecule: messenger RNA, 339 nt
Organism: Porites lobata
Lineage: Eukaryota; Metazoa; Cnidaria; Anthozoa; Scleractinia; Poritidae
Source: the annotation of a GenBank genome assembly